AUGAAAACUUACCCUAUGAAUACUUACGCUUGGGAACCAAUCUUCUCUCCGCUCGAUGCCGACAACUUGGAGCGCAGUGGCCUGCUUGGACCCGUCGACAUCACUGGAAAGCGAAAAUGCCACAAGCGUCGUCUCAAUCGUCUCAGUGAUGAAGAGCACAAGGACAUUCCCCUUGAUGUAGGUAUAGGCUCCCCUGGUGAAGCCGACGCCUUUGCCACGAUACCAGACGCCAUCAUUUCACGAGAAUCAUUGAAUUAUCUGGGUCUCUCUACACACAUGGCCGAUGUGAUCUGGAACACAUGGAUUAACUGGCCCCCGUAUGGAUUUGGUCGUGAAGUUGACACCAGCACCGGUCUUUACGUCACCUUUAUUGACUACAUCAUCCUUGCCCACGUGCAGAAGGCGAAGGACGUCCAUGAAGACGACGAUUUCAAGUGGCGCCAGUGCAUCAACGAAUGCGGCAUGAACACUUCCGUACAGGAUGCCAUCAUGGAUGUAAACUUUAAGCAAAUUCGCAUGACUCAAUCAUGCGUCGGUUGGGUUACAGAUACUGUUCAGAUGCGGUACGCUGGCCUUAAAGAAAUUCAACGAGCCUCUUGUGAGCGAGAGAUGCAACUUGAGCGGGAGCGCUCAGGUCAGCGCGGUACCAGCAGCAAUAUGGGAAGUCAUCUAGGUGAGAGUAGUCAGCGUUGUGGCAGCUCAUCCCAAGGGGGUGGAAGCAUUCGCUGCGAUUCAUGGGACCCGGAUAUUUUCAAGGGAGCACAAGAUGAUCCGGAAACCCUUGUUCUAUUCAAAGCCAUUGAUCUUGGGCGUGCCGGCAAGUUGGUGAACGCGGAUGGGACAAUUGAGAUGGAGAGGAUCAUGUUUCUUCUCUCCAAGCCGCCAUCCGACUUCAGCAGCACCAGAGCAAUGAACUACUUCACGCCUGACAUGGACGUGGCCGAAUUCUUCGCAGCAUAUGCUAAGCGUCGUGCCGGCCGCGAGGCUGUUGUCAUGAUCACUGUCCACAUUCCGAAAAAGGUCAUCCUCGACAUGAAGGAGCCCGAUGUUUUCCGUCUGCACUAUCCAACGCCAGAGUGGAAGCAGCUUGUCUGGCACAGCAAGAGCGGCACAAUACUGCGCAAACCGCUGAGCAGGUGUCAGGAGGAAUCCAUUCUUAUCAUCGGUACUAUUUCUACAGGGGCGAGCCGCAUGUACGACGACAUGAAGUCUUGGGAGGAAAUUGAUGAGCAUUGCCUGCUUCGAGUUGGACAAGGGGGCAAGAAUAUAUCAGAACAAUACUGCUUUACAAAAGCAGAGGAAGGAAUAGAGUUCCUCGAGGAACAUGGCCAGUUUACUGUUUUUUGUUACUCGGAGAAGGAGAUAGGUUCUUUAAUACGCCGCUGUAAUUAA
This is a messenger RNA of Metarhizium robertsii ARSEF 23, 1392 nucleotides long. RefSeq lists its product as uncharacterized. Bases 1 to 1392 code for a protein of 463 amino acids. The record is from RefSeq and is a predicted model, not a curated record. NCBI's taxonomy places the organism in Eukaryota, Fungi, Ascomycota, Sordariomycetes, Hypocreales, Clavicipitaceae. The transcript has a single exon.